This is a messenger RNA of Arabidopsis arenosa, 1294 nucleotides long. NCBI's taxonomy places the organism in Eukaryota, Viridiplantae, Streptophyta, Magnoliopsida, Brassicales, Brassicaceae. The record is from the annotation of a GenBank genome assembly.
ACCCUUUUCAAUUCCAUCCUCAAUCUUCAAAAUCCCCAAACGAAAUCAACCAAAAGAUGUCGUCACAAGGCUACGCAAUCGAACUCUACUUCGAUCCAUCACUCGAGAACCAAGUCUUGAAAGCUUGGAACGUUUUCGCUCGUCGUCAAAUCAGUACAAACCUAAUCAACAACGAGUCUCGUCCACACAUAACUUUAUUCUCAACUUCAUUCAUCGAUUCAACAAAGCUUGAACCAAUCUUGAAAUCAUUCUCAUCGAAACAAGAACCAAUCUCUCUCUCUUUCUCUUCAAUAGGAAGCUUUUCUAAUAACAACAAUGCUCUGUUUCUUUCGCCGACACCGUCUCUUUCGCUUCUUCAGCUUCAGGUUCAGUUAUGUGAAGUGGUUAAGAAAGAAGGGUUUGAGAUUGGUGAAGAGUAUCGUGUUGAUUCUUGGGUUCCGUUUUGUCCUGUGGCUGUUGAUGUUCCUAAGUCACGUAUCUCUGAAGGGUUUUUGGUUUUGAGAGAUUUGAAGCUUCCUGUGAAUGGUUAUGCUAUGGAUAUUGGUCUUGUUGAGUUUUCUCCUGUUCGUGAAGUCUUCUCUUUUGGUCUUGGUAACAAUUUGGAGUCUUGAUAUGAAAAUGUUUAGCUUUGAGCUAGUAAUAAUCUGAUUAUGUAAUUCCCUUUGGUUUAGUUAACAAAAGUUUCGAGCUUGUUUGGUACUUGAUGAUCUUGAUGGAACAGUAUAGGAAGCAAUUAUGUUUAUGUUACAUCUACUUUUAGUUUAUGUAGUUUUGGUGAAAAUUUCUUCGAUAACGAAAUGCUUGAAUGUUCUGCAGAUUAGAGUUAAGCUUGACUAAAGUUGUAUUAUUGAUUUGAGAUUCUUCAAUUGUGUUUCAUGUCUUUGUGUUUCAUGAAUUGGUCGAAGCCAUUUUGCUGUUAAUAUCUUGAUGGAACAGUAUAGAAGCAAACAUUUUUGAUACAGAAAUGCUUGAAUGUUCUGCAGAUAGAGCUAAGUUUGACUAAAGUUGUAUGAUUGAUUUGAGAUUCUUGAAUUGUGUUUCAUGUCUUUGUGCAUGAACAUGAAUUGGUCGAAGCCAUUUCGCUGUUAAUAUCUUCUCAAUUCACUGUGUACAAAAGCUUCGAACUUGAUGAUCUUCAUGGAACAGUAUAGAAGCAAUUAUGUUCUUUUAUGAAUUGUUAAGAUUUGAUCUUCUUGUUCUUCAGAGCUUCUCCAUAUAUUAUGUCACUGCGAUCUCGUUUUCGCUGGUUUGUAUUGUAAGUUACUUAAUGGAACAAUAUAGAAGCAAUGUAUGU